Fopius arisanus is the source of this 3532-nucleotide messenger RNA. RefSeq names its product strumpellin and WASH-interacting protein (gene SWIP). Gene Ontology annotation, cellular component: endosome; WASH complex. Gene Ontology annotation, biological process: endosome organization; endosomal transport. The record is from RefSeq and is a predicted model, not a curated record. The transcript has a single exon. NCBI's taxonomy places the organism in Eukaryota, Metazoa, Arthropoda, Insecta, Hymenoptera, Braconidae. The coding region runs from base 239 to 3508 and encodes 1089 amino acids.
UUUAACCACCAGUUUAUGUUGACAUUCUCAACUGUCAACUACUGUCAAAUUAAUGAAUAAAAACAAUUGUUCUAUUGUCACAUUGUGAAUAAUUAAAAACCUGAAAAGACAGCAUAAAAAUAAAAAAGGAAAUUGAUAAGAUGGAGCAGUGAUUGUACAAUUUGAAGAGUUGUCUAAAGACGAUGAGAUCCUAACCUAUAAAUAAACAUUAACGUUUGUGUUAUUGAAAUAAAUAAAAAUGUUGGAGACACGAGGGUGGUCAUCCUCUCGAGAUGAAGAGAUUCACAAGGCAGCGGGUAACGUCCAACUGCGUAAAUACGGUGAAUUUUUCGCCGGUCUCUGCGGAAGCUGGUGGAAGCCCUCGUCAACCCUCGAGACCAUCGUCGACGGUCCAAUCCGCCUGGUCUACCGCAUCACCGAAACCGAGAGCCUUCUCUCUCUCUCCGAGAUGGAAAAUAAACAUCUAUCCAAGAUCCUGGCGACAGUCGCCGGCAUCUGCAGGGAGAUCCGUUUCCUGAAAUCUGAAUUUUCCCGUUUCUACUCAAAAAUUAUUUACAAUUCUGAUAAAAAUCACCAGGAUAAUUACAGCGGUCUCUUCGGGGAUCUCCAGGAUAUCGGUGUUUUUUGCAAUAGAAUCUCUUCAGUGAUCCACUUGUCGAUCGAGCAAUUGUCAAGUUUAACGAAGACGACGGAGGAGGUCUACCUACCCGCGAUGAUUGAACACCUCAUGGACCUCUUCAUUAUACUGUUGAGCCUCGACGAAGUUGUUAAAACUCAUCCCUCUCUCCAGGACAAUUGGCGCAAGUACAGAAUUCAGGUGAGAACAGUAAUGCACAAUCCUAAAAAAUUUGGCCUCUGCGAGAGCCAAUUGGUAAUGCUGGAUAAAUUGCUGAAGGAUUUGCACGGCCAAUUGUUGACUGGUCAUUUAUUUCACCGCGCUGUAGAAGGAGUGAUGAAUAUCAGCAAGACACCAGUGAUGAACGACCACCUGUUGAGCUACCUCAGGAACCAGCUGACAGAGAUCGAGGCGAAGGUGCUCUCGCCGCAUCAGAUCACCAGGAAUCUGGUGCGACUCAAUGUGGGUGUCAUUUUGUCGGUUAGGCUCUUCGGGGUGUGCGAUAAAAAGGUGCAAAAACGAUUGAUCGAAGUUAAUAAGAAGGUGUACGGUGUUACUCUGGUCGGGAAUGUCUUGUGGAUACCCUCGCAGUAUCUCUCGGAAAAUCUCCCCAAAGAAUUUGGCAACUCCGCUGUCAAUUGUCAAGUGGGUGAGAGAUUGCUGGCGGGAAUUAUCCAAAAACUCGGGCAGAACUACACGAGUAUUGUUGAUCGAUCAAUGACGUGGUGCAUGGAUGCACGAAAUAUACUGUCCAAAUCUGAAUUCCACAUUCAGGAUAUCAGGAAGGAGUACAGCCUGCUGAAGCAGGUGGUGGCAAUUCUCCAGCAGAUUAACGAGCUUGUCUUGACAGUGACGAAUCUCCACGCAGAAUUGUCAAAGCCAAUGAGCCGGGGAACAGUCCAGAUAAUCUGCCGAUUAAUCGAAACCCAGAAGACGCUGGAAUGGACUGUUGAUUAUCUCGGACCGAAUAUCGUCCAGGCACAGGCGCGUUCUCUCCAGUGUCUCUCUUAUGAGAUCCUGUCGAUCCUCGAGUCAGCGCGAAAGGGUCUCAUCCAGAAGGAUCAAGGCUACAGUCGAGAGCGACUCGAUGCACUAUCACUGAUGAAUAUUGCCAUGAGAUUAAUUGACAGUGCACCGUCUUCUGAGCGCAGAUUGAUCGCCCGGUGUGCCUUGACCAUUUGUCGCCAGCUGUCACCCGCUGACACCUUCAAGGACGAUGAAGCGAUAAACCUCAAACAAAAACUCGAUGACUUGGAUACAAUCGCCGAAUUCCACUGGAUCAUCUCCGAGGCAUGUGACUACUCCGUGCUACUCCAUCACCAGAGCAUGAUACCCGCGUACCUGGCGGGCGUUUCAGAGGCCGAUCAAGAUGUCUCUCACAUCGUCCAUCUGUUCAAAGCGUUCAAUUCGAUUGUUACGAGAACCGGUGGCUCCGACGUAACCGACACCAAGAUAAACAACUUCAAGGAGUCCCUCAUAAAAAAACUCCUCGAACCCACGUGCAGAGAAAUCGAGACAAGUCUUCGCCUCCACGUUCACGCACACCUCAAGCUCGACUCAUGCAAUCCCCUCAAAGUCGGUGUCAAAGACGGCGGAAGAAUUGUUCGCUCGUCCCCAUUACCCCUGUCAAAUAAUCUCGUCAGUUCAAAACGAUUCAUCGAACACUAUCUCGACGACAUGUUCUACAACCUGACGACUGUUGCCCUUCACGACUGGAAGACGUACAGAACAAUGCACGCCCUUGCCAAGUACAAAUUGGGCCUGGAGACCGUGGAGAAUCAUCUACCAACGCAAACACUUGAGCAGGGACUCGAUGCACUGGAGAUAAUGCGGAAUAUCCACGUUUUUGUCUCCAAGUAUCAUUACAAUUUAAAUACCCAGACAUUUAUUGAGCACACAAGUGCCAAUAAACACUUGAAUACCAUCGGCAUUCGUCACAUCGCCAAUUCAAUUCGCACACAUGGAACUGGCAUAAUGAGUACAACAGUAAAUUUGGUUUAUCAAUUUCUCCGUGUAAAGCUCCACACAUUUUCACAAUUCCUUUUCGACGAGCACAUAAAGUCUCGUCUCCUACGAGACAUAAGAUUCAUGAGAUCCCAGAGGGAGCGCAACGAAUUGGUGCCCUACACCUACGAGCGCGCUGAAAAAUUCCAAAAGGGAAUACGAAAACUCGGAAUGUCCGGUGAGGGAUCAUUGAGCUAUCUAGAUCAUUUUCGUCAACUGAUAACACAUAUUGGCAAUGCUCUCGGCUACGUAAGACUCAUUCGAUCUGGUGGUCUUCACGCCUCGGCCAAUGCAGUCUCAUUUCUUCCCGAAAUCAAUUCCUCUGCUCACUUCCAAAGCGCCUGCCACAGCCUCGAUUAUUCAUCAACAACAAACGCAGCGGCAAAACGAUUGGACGACGACAUUGGCAAUCUCGUUCGGAAUUUCACCGAGGGAAUUCAAUAUUUCAAAUUGCUCGUCGAUGUAUUUGCCUCGGCCUUUCGCGAUCCCAAGAGUUUUCACCUACAGCAAUUUUAUGCUAUUGUUCCACCGUUGACUUUGAGCUUCGUUGAUAACGCUGUAUCGAAUAAAGAGAAGAUAUUUAAGAAGAAUAAAGAUGGGGCUGCCUUUACUGAUGAUGGAUUUGCUAUGGGGAUUGCAUAUAUCAAUGCACUUCUCGAUCAGGACGCCGAAUUCGAUGGCCUCCAGUGGUUUGAAACCGUGAAUUCUCAUUUUAAUCGGGAGAAAAUUGCCGCCGAGGUGAGGGCCGACGGAGGAGAUGAAAAACUUCAACAGACCAAGGCGUUAACUCUCAAGAGGAUUGCCCAACGCACUGCCGAAUUUCAGUUGCUCUAUUAUUCGCUUUCGGGGGCUAGAGUAUUUUUUAAACAGCCUGAGGAAUCGUUUUGAGUUGAAAAAAUAAAGCUUCGAGAC